UGCCAGAGGAAAGAGACCAAGUAACACCAUGUGGAUCACUAGGCGGGAGCGGCAGUGGUGGUGGUGGGGCGUGGCGGUGGUGGUGGUGGUGGUGAUGAGUCUGGUGGUGGUGACGGACGCGGCCCCAGCGGAGGACGAGGAGCGGGCGAGGCUACUGGGCUGGGGUGGUGAUGGUGGUGGUGGUGGUGGUGUUUUGGGGUGGCUAUUUAACCCCCUCCAAACCUACUCCAGCAGGCUCGGCGCAGCAGAAGAGCCAGCAGAGGAAGGUAGAAGGAGGAACGACAAGCCUACUGCUGAUCGUAACUCCAAGCAGAAAAAGACUAAGAGAAAGCCGCUCAGUAGCAGCGAGAACGUUCACAGCAGCAGCGGGAACGUUCACAGCAGCGGGAACGUUCACCACAGCAGCGGGAACGUUCACCACAGCAGUAACAUCCACCACAGCAGCAACGUUCACGGGGUGCCGAGCUAUGCGACCGCAGUGCCGACCUCCGUAACCGGCAAACCCAUCGUGAUUGGAGGUCAUCACGUCGGGAGUUUUGCAGACCACCACAACAACCACCACAGCAGCAGUAGUAGUAGUAGUAGCAACCACAACAACCAACAAGGCUCGCUUCUAAACUAUCUCCUACCAUCCUUCCCUUCCCUGCCCUCCCUACCGUCCUUCAGCCACUCUUCCUCUUCUAACUUUGCGGUCGGUGGUGGUAGUAGCAGUAACCAUGGUAGUAGUAGUAGUAGUAGUAGUAGCAGCAACCUGUUCAACCAUAAUCUGUUUGGUUAUGGUAAUGCUGACUCCGGUUCGAGCGAGGAGGCCAAAGAUGAGAAGCCCAAGCCGACGACCACGGAAGUUAUGGUCCUCAGAUAUCCGGGGUUCAUCACGACCAUCGGGAGAGGGAUUAGCCAGAUGUCCAAGGCUAUCCGUCGCUUCGGUGAAAACCUCGGCAACUCAAUGGCAAACUCCGUCAAUCUGAACCGAAUCCCGAACCUCUUAGGGCAAGGGGUGAGCGCCAUCGUCCCACUCGACAACGUAGAUAACAAAUUCCCGAACGCCGACCACUCAAACAGCCAUUCAUCCAGCUCAUCCAUCCACAACCCAUCCUUCUCGUACUCACACUCACAGACAUCCUCCAUUGGGUCAUCCGGCGUCCACUCCGAGCACACAAGUUCGGUGAAUUCCGGGAACCUUCUAAGCAGCAUCAACAAUGGUGUCUCCAGCGGGCUCCAGAACAUCAACAAUGGUCUUAGCAACAUUCAAAACUUCAUAAGCUCCAGCGCUAACAACCUGCCCAGCCUCUCUGACCUGACCUUACCGAACUUGAACCUCCCGAGCUUGCCUGGCAUCCCCGGGGUCAACGUGGGGUCAAGUCUAUCCCAGUCGGGGUCAACGCUCUCUCACACGGGGUCAUUUAGCAUCGGUGGGGGCGGGGGUGGGUCAAGUUCGAAGCCCAAGCCUGACCCUCAAGCUGGUUACCAUAAGCGGCCCACUUCUGGGUGUUGUUAAGUGGUGGUGGUGGUGGUGGUGGUGGUGUAGUGGUGUUGAGGUUGGUGGUGGUGGUGGUGGAGUUUUGAGGCGGAGGUGAGAUUUUGGUGGUGUUGAAAUUGGUGUUGAAAUUGGUGUUGAAUUUUUUCCCUUCCCAUCCCUUCCCUUCC
Molecule: messenger RNA, 1647 nt
Organism: Eriocheir sinensis (Chinese mitten crab)
Lineage: Eukaryota; Metazoa; Arthropoda; Malacostraca; Decapoda; Varunidae
Product: CAR1 transcription factor-like
Exons: 5
Coding region: 29-1498 (489 amino acids)
Source: RefSeq, a predicted model, not a curated record